Messenger RNA from Chenopodium quinoa (quinoa), 1849 nucleotides. Its product is annotated as probable aminotransferase TAT2. The transcript has 7 exons. NCBI's taxonomy places the organism in Eukaryota, Viridiplantae, Streptophyta, Magnoliopsida, Caryophyllales, Amaranthaceae. Gene Ontology annotation, biological process: biosynthetic process; amino acid metabolic process. The coding region runs from base 217 to 1542 and encodes 441 amino acids. The record is from RefSeq and is a predicted model, not a curated record. Gene Ontology annotation, molecular function: transaminase activity; pyridoxal phosphate binding.
UAUAUUGCUAUAACAUUGUAAUCUCCGGUUAAUAUCCAAUCUUUAGCUACGAUCUUUCGUAGUCUUCUUGUUCUCCACCUUUUUUUUAGUUUAUAUCGCCCAAACAUAAAUUUGUUUCGAUAAUCAUACUCCCUCCGUCUCAUAUUACUUGUCCCGUGGCAUAAGCAACAUUGUCCAAAUCGUUUACAAGUUGAUCAAAACGACCUCCAAAACAAAAUGCCAAUGGUUCAAGUACAUUUACCACAAAAGAACUACCAAGACAUGAAGGAUGCGUCAAUAUUGACAAACCAAGAGGUGAUGAAUAACAAUAAUAAUAACAAUUUUGAUGAUAAAACACAAAAUAUGAUAACCAUUAAAGGGAUUAUUGGGUUAAUAAUGUCGCAAAUUGAUGAGGAUGAUGAGAAAGAAGUGAUUUCUCUAGGAAUGGGCGAUCCGACGGCGUAUUCGUGCUUUACGACGAGUAAUGGGGCAAUGGAAGGCGUGGUUGAUGCAUUGUCCUCGGCUAAGUUCAAUGGUUAUGCUCCUACUCAAGGUCUUCCACAAACUAGAAAGGCAAUAGCUGACUACUUGUCUCAUGAUUUGCCAUACAAUUUAACCAAGGAAGAUGUUUUCGUGACAUCGGGGUGCACAAAUGCCAUAGAUAUAGCACUGUCUAUACUUGCACGCCCGGGUGCCAAUAUAUUGGUGCCUAGACCAGGCUUCCCAAUCUACCAACUUUGUGCUUCCUUUAGGCAACUUGAGGUUAGGCACUUCAACCUUCUUCCGGCUAGGAGCUGGGAAGUAGACCUUGACGCCGUUGAAACUCUUGCUGAUGAGAACACUGUUGCAAUCGUUGUCAUCAACCCUGGAAACCCGUGUGGAAAUGUUUACUCUUUCCAACACUUGUUACGGAUUGCAGAGGUAGCAAAGAAGCUUGGAAUUAUAGUCAUUGCUGAUGAAGUUUAUGGUCAUCUUGCUUUUGGGAAGAACCCAUUUGUGCCAAUGGGAACAUUUGGAUCAAUUGCUCCUGUUCUGACUCUCGGAUCUUUGUCAAAGAGAUGGUUAGUCCCUGGUUGGAGACUUGGUUGGCUUGCUGUAACUGAUCCCACUGCCAUCUUUAAGCAGCCUAAGGUCAUGGAGCGAUUGAAAAAGAUUUUUGACAUCUACGGAGGACCACCAACAUUUGUUCAGGCAGCAGUGCCACAAAUCCUAGAGAAAACCGAUGAUGCUUUCUUCAAGAAAAAUAUUAACAUUCUGAAGCAAACAUCAGAGUUGUGUUUUGAGGGCAUAAAUAAGAUCCCCUGCCUCAAUUGUCCUCAGAAACCAGAGGGCUCAAUGGCUGUAAUGGUGAAAUUGAAUCUUUCUUUAUUGAAAGAUAUCAGUGAUGAUAUUGACUUCUGUUUUAGGUUGGCUAAAGAGGAAUCAGUCAUCAUUCUUCCAGGUGUUGCAGUGGGAAUGAAAGAUUGGCUUCGGAUCACCUUCGCUGUUGAUCCUGCCUCGCUUGAAGAAGCAAUACAAAGGAUAAAUUCUUUCUGUUCAAGGCAUGCCUAUCAACUGGAUUGAAACUAGUGAACAUAUGCUGCCCAAUUGCCUACCUAUUAUUGCUAAGAACUGUAAAUAGACUAAGACUAAAAACCAAGACACAAUGGACCUUUUAUAUAGUCCUACUUAGUUUUUAUUUCCUUAUAAAAAAAGGAACUAAAAACAAAAUUUAGCAUAUAGGGUUACCACAAUAUAUACUAUGUGCCAAUUUGUCAAAGGCCAUAGAAUUUGCAAAAACAAAAAUUGAUAAACGAUAUACAAUAUACUCGUUAUUUUAAGUUAAGCUCGUAAAGUCAUUAAAAGUUCAUCAUAUUCAUGACUUUUAAUC